Messenger RNA from Ophidiomyces ophidiicola, 3261 nucleotides. RefSeq lists its product as uncharacterized. Gene Ontology annotation, cellular component: GARP complex. The transcript is spliced from 3 exons. Bases 1 to 3261 code for a protein of 1086 amino acids. Gene Ontology annotation, molecular function: syntaxin binding. Gene Ontology annotation, biological process: retrograde transport, endosome to Golgi; Golgi to vacuole transport. The record is from RefSeq and is a predicted model, not a curated record. Lineage: Eukaryota; Fungi; Ascomycota; Eurotiomycetes; Onygenales; Onygenaceae.
AUGACCUCUCAAGGUUCCCGAAAGUCGGUGGAAAGCAUAAAGUCGACUUCUUCGCUACCGCAAUUACCCUUUCUUCAAACUGAUCCUAGUCGCUCGAUCUAUCGAACUAGGCAUGAUCCUCGCCGCGGCUCGACGGCUAGCUCUAUUGCGAGCUCUGGAGGCGCUUCCGUUCUGACACUAUCUAACGGCUCGAUAGCGGAAUCUGGCCAAAAUGCUAUCUCUACUCUACUUCAGCCCCCAAUCAUCCGUACUGGCUUGCUCCCCCAUACCUCUGCUACAUCAACUGGCUACAAGCCACCGUCUACAAGAGAUAUUCCUCCUGUAACCUUGUCUAAUAUUCCUCAUGUGGAAUUGGCGCCUUUUCAGGCUUACAUUUCGCAAGUUGGAUCUCUCUACGAAUCGUUGCGUCAUGCGAAGGAAGCGAACGAGAGGGGUGGUGAUUCCCAUAGCUUUCGAAAAAAUGUGGAGGCUCAAAACUCCUCAGAUCUAGAUAGUAUUAUAUCUCAGCAAUUGGAUAGGAGACAUUCGGCGUCGUUAUAUUCCCAACCAACAGAUGGUUCUAAUCGGAGAACUUCGUCGUUAACCAACAGAGGCCGGCCUUCUACUACGCCCUUGUCCACCAUCCCUAAUAUAUAUUUUGAUGGAAAUUUUCAGCUCGAGAAUCCAAGAACCUUUGACAUUGUCUCCGAACGAUCCGAGGUUGUUAGCCCCCCAAAACCUACUGGAGCAACUGAUGCGUCAGUGGAGAUUCCUCCAACGAAACGAAAAGCCCUAGCAACCAACGCCAUCUUACAAGAGAAAUUAUCAUGGUACCUGGAUACGGUGGAGAUUCAUCUAAUCUCAUCUAUAUCCACCGCAUCUACUUCUUUUUUCUCAGCCCUAGGCUCCUUGCGCGAACUCCAUGCAGAAGCCGAAACAUCUGUCGAAAAAAUCCAAACUCUACGAGGGGAUUUAGCGAAACUGGAUGACGAUAUGGCAUUGGGCGGUCUUAAAGUAGUCAAACUUCGACGAAGACGGGAAAACGUGGAAAAACUCGCAAAUGCCAUAACCCAACUAAAAGAGGUUAUCACAUCGGUAUCUCAGUGUGAGCAAAUGGUUGAGCAAAAUGAUAUCGAGAACGCCAUUGACGAGCUUGACGACGUUGAGCGUCUGGUUUCUGGAAAGCAAACAAUGCGCCCCCGCUCAAACCUGGCAAACGACGGCAUCAUUGAUCUGAAAGCAAUUAAAGCCCUGGAAGGCGCAUCAGAAGAUCUGAGCAAACUUCGAUACCGUAUCGGAAUGGCAUAUGAGACCCGUUUUCUAGAUUCCCUUGUUGAAGAUCUCAAGACACAUAUAAAUGCAAUUCCUCCGGAAGUAACUCUACUGCGUCUUGGUGACACGUUUGUCAGGACUCGCCGGACGAAUCGCCAAUUUACUGCACUCCCGCAGUACAUGAAUAUUGACAAUGAGAUGCGUCUUCGACUUAGCAGAGAUCUAGCUGGCCUUGGUCGUUCACGACAUACAAUGCCUGCUGCCACUUCCUUUAAGAAUGCUAUUCUACGGGAAAUGAAAAGCAUAAUCAGACGUCACCUACCUAGCUCAGUCGAUGAUGAUGCAGAUUCUGUAAUGUCUGCAUCUACGCAAGGCGGAAAACAGCUCACGCAGCAGGAGAAAUCGUCGAUAUUGGCUCGGAACCUGCGAUCAUUGGACCCAGAAGAUUCUCAUUCUAUGCUAACAAAGAUCUAUACUGGGAUUAGCGAGUCUCUUAGGCGCCUUAGUGUGCAAGUAAAAGUAUUACUUGAUAUCACAAGUGGACUAGGCCAUUCCCCAGGUUUGGAUUCGGCUCGAUCUCCGUCCAGAACCCCCUCUAUAGCAAGGUUUGAAGAUAUCAGCAAUCCCUCCGAAGCUGCCAGUAUAGCAAAAGAUGAAAUUCUCCAGGUGUUGGAUAUGUCCAGCUUGCUAGGCCAAGCUGUUGAUAUUGUUCAAUCACAAAUCGUGAAAGUGCUCAAAGUUCGAGUGGAGCAAGUUGAACUUCUCGCCUUGCCACAGUUUUUAAAGUAUUUCAGCUUAAAUAGGCUUUUUGCUGACGAAUGUGAAGCCAUCUCCGGUAGAAGUGGCACUGCACUAAAAACAGUUGUGGACAAUCAAAUCAAGGUAUAUAUCAGCAGCUUUGCAGAUCGUCAUAAGCAUCGAAUUAUCCAAACAAUGGAUUCCGACAAAUGGGAUGCCAAGGACUUUGGUGAUUCGGAAACCGUUCUUCUUGGAAGGGUGUUGGCUUCUAGCACGGUGGACGUGGAUGUGUGGACAGCAGCAUCUAGAAUAUGGGAAUCAGAUGGCAAUAAUAUCAAUCAUGCUGCUCAGACAAAUGGAUCCCCAUCAAAUGGCAAUGAAACCUCAGGAAAAGAUCGCGUUCGAGGUGCGCUUAUUGACGAACAAAAGUAUGUCUUACCCGAAUCCGCCAUCUUAAUGGUCAAGGUCAUAGAAGAAUUCCAGCAUUUAAUGACAGGGAUACCAAGCAUGGUCCCUGACAUAGCUGUGAGUUUCUUGGAGUGUUUGAAGGUAUUCAACUCUCGUCUUUCGCAGUUGAUUCUUGGCGCCGGUGCGACAAAAAGUGCUGGUUUGAAGAACAUCACUACUAAAAACCUAGCACUUGCAUCGCAGGCUUUGAGCUUUGUUAUGGCUCUUAUUCCUUAUGUUAGAGAGUUUAUUCGCAGACAUUCAACGUCCUCUCCGCUGAUGGCCGAGUUUGAUAAGAUCAAGCGGCUUUAUCAAGAUCAUCAAUCGGGAAUUCAUGAAAAGUUGGUUGAUAUAAUGAGUGGCCGUGCAGCAAUUCAAGCCAAUUCAAUGAAGAAGAUAGACUGGGAGGCGCAGAAAGACGUCAAUACAGUCAGCCCGUAUAUGGAGAUCCUAGUAAAGGAGACCGGAACCCUUCAUCGAGUAUUGACAAAACAUCUACCGGACACGACUGUUAUGAUGAUAAUGGUUCCCGUGUUCAGCAAUUAUCGCGAUCAAUGGACCCGGGCAUUCCAGUCUGUGAUUCUACACUCCGAAACGGCUCGUCAAAGAAUCUUAACCGACAUCCAAUUCCUGAAGUCCAAAAUUGAUAGGCUGGACGGCGCUGAUGACCUAGGAGAACACCUUAUGCACAUUGUCAAAUCCAAGAGUAUUGUCAGCACCCCGGUUCCUUGCGCGUCUCCCGAACCCGUGUCAAAGGACACGCCCAAUUCCAAGCCUCUCGAGCAGACAGAAGCCAAACAAAAAGAUAGCGGACCCCAAGCUUAG